Molecule: messenger RNA, 4233 nt
Organism: Bathycoccus prasinos
Lineage: Eukaryota; Viridiplantae; Chlorophyta; Mamiellophyceae; Mamiellales; Bathycoccaceae
Product: resistance-nodulation-cell division superfamily
Exons: 1
Coding region: 1-4233 (1410 amino acids)
Cellular component (GO): membrane
Source: RefSeq, a predicted model, not a curated record
AUGGAUUUAAUGUUAGUGGAACGAGGGGCGAGGUACGGGGCGAUUCCGAAUAGCGUUGAUUGGAACGAGUUGAUCGUAAACGCGAUGUUGGAUUUUAGCGAAGAAGAAGAAGAGCGUACUAAAAACGCGUACCAGAGAGAAGAGAAUGUGAUUAAGUUGUGUGAAUUAAAACGAGCGAUUGAGUCUUCAUUGGGGUAUGAAGAGGCGUGCGCGACGCGAGAUCAAGUUUUGGGAGGGUAUCACGCAGGCUGGACCUUUUCCUCGAAAACGUGCGCGCCGCCGUGGAGCGUUUUUGACGUGAACUUAGUUUACAUGAACGUGGAUAUUUGGCACACCGCGUUUCAAACGUUGAAAGGACUUUACGUCUAUGACGAUCGUGAUGGUGAUAGCAACAACAAAACUGAAACAACGACGCGACUUCUUCAAACAGCCGUAAAUAUUUGUGGUGAGAAUGAUACGACAAGUCUUUUAAAGGCGAAUCGCUUGUGCGAGAACGAUGGAUUCGCGUGCGAGGAGCGAGGAUGCGGGGAGAGAAUGUACGAAAACGUUAAUGAGAGUGGCGAAAUGAACAUGAUAGAGCAGCCAAAGAUGUGCAAUUUAAUAGGGGACCUGGGCGUUUGCGAUUGGAUCGAACGCGCGAAACCGACGACGGAGGAGAUUAAAAUCAUUUCGGAAAUGCCAUCCGUCGAGGAGGAAAUUGAGAACGCUUUUGCGCCGUGCGAUUCGGAAACGAUUUUGGAUCAAGUGCGAAGAAGUUUGCGCGGUUUGAGAGUUUUCAUCUCGUGGGCGAAUAAAUGGGAAGCGUUUGAGGUUGUGACGCGUCCGUGGGAACCAAUAUUAGAUUUCGAUACGUUCGGGUUCCGGGAGGAUGAAGACGAUGAAGGCGUUACGACACGUUACGAUAAUAUCUCAACUUUAUCUAAAAGAAAGUUUGGCGCAACGCGACUCAUAUUCCAGAGGAAGAAAAGCGACUUGUAUCGCGGCAUAUCCGAAGAAGAUUCCAUUCGUUGGGUAAAAAACUCCUUCGAGCGCACCAUACGAGAGUGGAGCAAAGAAUACGACAUCGAAAGCGCGUUAAGAUUUGAGACAGACGAGACGCCGCCAUCCGAUCGCGUCGCGUGGCGACAUUGGCAAACUUACUCUUCUCUCGAGCUCGAGCAGCUCGCAAACGAUUGUCAAUGGAUUAUUGCGGCAUUCGGUGCGUGUUUCGCACUCGUAUUCUUUCAUACUGGAAGCGUUAUUGUCACUGUCGUCUCGUGCAUUGUGGUCGCCUCGUCGCUCGUGUUCGCGAUAUUUACUUACAUCCUCGGUUUAGACAAAGUUUGGGUAGGUGUUUUACACUUUCUCGGCGUGUUUUGUAUUUUAGGCAUCGGUGCAGACGAUGCUUUUGUACUGGUCGAUCACUGGAAGCUUUCAGCGAAACUCGUUCCGGUGCCUAAAAAAACACGCCGCGACGACGACGACGACGAAGACGAAGACAACGACAACGAAAUUGAGAAGUCGACACGGUGCAGAAUGCGCAAUACUGGUUACUCAAUAGACGCAGAAGCGUGGCUGAUCGAUCGAAUGUCGUGGACGAUUCAAAAGUCAUUCUUUUCCAUCUGUUGUACCUCCGCGACAACCACGACCGCUUUCGCCACGCUCAUAUUUUCAAACAUUGAACCUUUGCGAUUGUUUGGCAUUUUCGCCGCGCUGUCCGUGGCGUUUUGCUUCUUCGUGACCAUCGCGAUGGUUCCAGCGAGUUUGAUUCUGGACGCGCGUUUAUCCGAGCGAAAGCGACGGUUCUUUGCCAUUGUCAACGCACCCGGUGGACGAUCUUCAAAAGUGGUACCGAGACGCGUGAAAGUUGUCACCGCGAUGGAAGGCGGCGUCGGCGGCGCAGGCGAGAGCGGCGAAAGAGAAGCGAAGAAAGAAGUUGAAGAAAAACAAGAGAAAAGACUCGAGCGCAUUGAAAGUGACACGUUUCCAAACACGAGCAGAAGAUCGAAAAGCUAUGGCAACGAAGCCGAAUUGUUCGCCUCCUCGUUUGAGAGAAGAAUCUCAGAUGAUACUGAUUACGAUGAAAAAGAAAAAAAUAUGACCACCAAAAUGAACACGAAGCGCAACCUGAUGGACGGUUACUUCGAUGACGACGACGACGACGACGACGACGACGAUAACGUCGUAAAACAACUAAAAAGCAAAAGAUAUGGAACGAAUCAAAAACACAAACGAGCAAAGUCAUUCGGUUUUUUCGGCGACGGCGACGACGCCUCGAUGAGAACGGUAAACGGCGCCAACGCGGCGCGGGAUCGCCAACGCCUCGAUCGACUGAAACGCGUUCUUGAACCGAUUAACGACGCUUUCACGCGCGUAGAUACCGCGCGUCGCGCAGCACUAGGGUUUGCUGCCUCGCUCAGCGAAAGUAUUGGUAAAUUUGCGAUUUCAAAACGGUAUCCAGUGCUUAUACUUUCAUUCAUUCUCGCGGCGUACGAGGCGUACGUGGCGUCGACCUUGAAACCGCCAGACGGGUCGUCGCAUUCGAUUUGGCCCGAGUCGUUCAACCCGAACGUUUUCGCUCGACAAAACCGCGAAUACAUCCCGUACGCCAGACGUGAAGAAGCCAUUCAACUCCACUUUAUCUUUGGCAUCGAUCCGACAAAAACCAGACAAUCGUCCGGAUUCGACAAGACGUUGCGCUUUGAGGAUACCAAAGUUGCAUUCGCUGAAGACUUCAAUGAUGCCAACGUCGACGUUCAGAAGUGGAUGCUCGACUUUUGCGAAUUAUUAAACAACGAUCGGCGGAUAUUGAAACCGAGCUUAAAAUGUUUCACCCAAGAACUCGACGAUUGGUCGCAAAACUUCCGGUACCCGAACCGCGUCCCGUUUGCGAACGCGACGCAAUACGAGCGGUACGUGGAAGACUUCAUCAACGACGCCACGUUUAGAGCCGGGGAGAAAGGCGGGUUACACAUACCGCACGUCAUUUCCACCGAUGCUUGUGCGUUAAAGAAUAAAGAUGCCUACGGGUUUGAAGACGAAAACAUCGUCCUUAAUGCUUUGGAGAAGCUGAGAAUUGAGUUGCGCGAGAUAUGCGAGUUUCUCUCGGAUGAAGAAAAUUUGGCUUUGAUGAAUACCAAUGUUCGUUAUUACAACAACGGCACACGCGUUAUUAACGCGACGACGACGACCAGCAUACCAUCAUCGUGGAGUGAUGAGCAGCUCCGCGCGUUCGAGUUAGCUUCGCAGUUCAUGAUCGAGAACGAAGAGUAUGAUUUAAACGUGACCAACGACGGAGAACUUUCCGCCUCGCUCUUCCCGCCCGGAGGAGACUAUUACUACGGGACAUCAUCGACGACUCUACCAACCGCGAAAGAUGAAGAAAACGUGAAGCAUUUAGCGUUGGCGUGCUCGAAACUGAGCGAAGAAAAUACCUGUAAGCGCGGGAUCAUAAUUUCCGCGUCCAUAAACGUCUCCAGCACAGCCUCUCAGCACGAUAUAGUAAACGCGAGAGACGACUGGGAACGGUGGUUCCAACAGGCGCUUUCUACCGCGCCAGAUACCGUCCGCGGUUCCGCUUUCCAAACUUCCUCCGCGUGGUCUUACGCAGAUACCGUCGAGGAGCUCGCGAAAGGCGCAAAAACUGCGCUCGUUGCUUCCUUCUUCUUCGCGUUCAUCGUCGCCUUCUUCGCCAGCCGCUCGUUUGCCAUCGCUUUCGCCACGUGCUUCUCGGUCGCGUUCGCCUGCGCGGCGAGUCUUGGAUUGAGCGCCACCUUCCGCGAUUGGAAGUUUGGGGUCAUCGAAAGCGUGUGCGUCACGUUGUUAGUUGGUUUAUCCGUCGACUACCCGUUGCACGUGGCCAGCGCGUACGCCGCAGCAUCCUCGAGCUUAAAAAACGCCAACGACGACGCCAACGUUGUUGGAGAAAGAGAAAGAAAAGAACGAGAACAAGACAAAGAAUCGUUGUUCGAAAAUACCCCGACUUCGACGACUAUGACAGCAACAAAAACAAAAACAAAAACAACAAACGACCUUCUGCGUGCCUCCCGCGCGCUCCAAGCGAUCCGUUCCGUCGGCCCUUCCGUCAUCGCCGGCGCGUUCACCACCGCCUCCGCCGCCGGUUUCCUCUUCGCCGGCUGCGUCAUCGUCUUCUUCUCCACGUUCGGCGCGUUCGUCAUCGUCACCUUAUGUCUCAGCGUGUUCUCCUCAGCGUUCGUGUUAGUGGCUGCACUCGCCGUCGUGGGGCCUUUGUGA